AUGAGGAUUACUAUCAUUGGAUCGUUACUUGGUCUCUUGACAACGACCUUUGCAGUGGUAGGUGCUCUCUGUAUUGUUGUACAAUCUUUGAAGGAACCGAUCCACGAAAUAGAUACGGUUGAAGUUCGGGAUCCGGCCAUUUGGUACAAUCCAUCUCUAGCAAAAUACUUCGUAUUUUCUACGAACGGCCAAAUACCUAUCUGGACAAGCUCAGCACUAACAGGCCCUUGGACGAACAUAGGGUCAGCUUUGAGUUCCUGCUCAAUAAUCGAUUCUUCCGGCAGCUGUAACAUAUGGGCACCCGAUAUCAACUUCAUCGAUGGGCUUUACACCUUAUAUUAUGCAGUUUCUGCUCUCGGAAGCCAGAACUCAGCCAUCGGCGUUGCCACCAGUCCGUCUAUGAUGCCCGGUACUUGGACUGACCUUGGGGAGGUCAUCAGCUCUGUCACCGGUGACGUUUUCAAUGCCAUUGAUCCCAAUAUCAUCGAUGAUACUGUCGGAUUGCAACUGACAUUCGGUUCGUAUUGGGAUGGGAUAUAUCAGGUUGGCCUAUGGCCUGGAGUCAAUGAUCAGGCUUCGGCUACUCCCGGGACUCACCUUGCUGGAUACAGCGGUCGACCGGCUGAAGCCGGCUUUGUCUACAAGCCGGCCAGCCAACCAUAUUACUAUGGCUUCUUCUCGGACGGUAUUACGCCUCUCAUCGGAGCUACCUCUCGUCCUGCUGCUGGAGCAGAAUACAAAGUCCUCGUAGGCCGUGGUGCAGUCGGACAGGGUCCCUUCUAUGAUGAGUUGGGGAAUGAUAUUACAUUAAACCUCACCCCGGCUACUGGAACGCUUGUCCUUGGAUCUCAUGAUAACGUUUACGCUCCCGGAGGCCAGAGUAUCUUCGCUGACCCCGUUAGCGGGCGCGAUGUGAUAGUCUAUCACUACGUUAAAUUGAGUGACCCCAUUGGCGGACCAUCAUACUUGGGUAUUAACUAUCUCGACUUUUCUUCUGGAUGGCCUGUCGUUGUUUCCUAG
This is a messenger RNA of Lentinula edodes (shiitake mushroom), 1020 nucleotides long. Its product is annotated as glycoside hydrolase family 43 protein. Gene Ontology annotation, molecular function: arabinan endo-1,5-alpha-L-arabinosidase activity. Bases 1 to 1020 code for a protein of 339 amino acids. The record is from RefSeq and is a predicted model, not a curated record. The transcript has 8 exons. Gene Ontology annotation, biological process: carbohydrate metabolic process. NCBI's taxonomy places the organism in Eukaryota, Fungi, Basidiomycota, Agaricomycetes, Agaricales, Omphalotaceae.